Camellia sinensis is the source of this 1939-nucleotide messenger RNA. Its product is annotated as receptor-like kinase TMK3. The record is from RefSeq and is a predicted model, not a curated record. Gene Ontology annotation, biological process: protein phosphorylation. NCBI's taxonomy places the organism in Eukaryota, Viridiplantae, Streptophyta, Magnoliopsida, Ericales, Theaceae. Gene Ontology annotation, molecular function: protein kinase activity; ATP binding.
AUAUCGUCAAAAGUCAUAUUUCUUGUAGUGCUUUCUGCUCCAUUGCCGAAAUUUAGUGGCUCUGUCAAACUUGUCUUAUUUGACAAUCCUCUACUAAACUCUAAUCAGUCCGAAGAAACCCCUUGGCUAAGAAACAACCCGCCUUCUGGGGGUUCGCAAUCCCCUAUUGAUGACCAUUUUUCACCGCUUAAUCCCUUUAUUCCUAACCAAUCAACUCAAGAGCAAAGAUCCAAAACGUCUAAACUAGUUGUGAUUGUGGUCCCUAUUGCAAGUUUUGCAGCCCUGGUUGUCUUUUUCAUUGUUCCUUUAGCGGUUUAUUUUUGUAAGAAAAGAAAGAAUGCCUUUGAAGCUCCAACUUCCUUUGUGAUUCACCCUAGUGACCCUUCCAACGUAGAUAAAAUGGUUAAGAUUGUAGUUGCGAAAAAUACCAAUGGAAGUGUUUCUAUGGGAAGUGGUAUUGGGAGCAGAAACAGUAGUGGAAUAGGUGAGUCUCGUAUCAUUGAGUCUGGAAACUUGGUCAUAUCAGUUAAAGUUCUUCGGAAUGUGACUAAGAAUUUUGCCGCUGAAAAUGAGCUUGGCCGCGGUGGUUUUGGAGUAGUUUACAAAGGAGAGUUGGAUGAUGGAACAAAGAUAGCAGUGAAAAGAAUGGAAGCUGGUGUGAUUAGCAGCAAAGCUUUGGAUGAGUUUCAAGCUGAAAUAGCCGUUCUUUCAAAGGUUCGCCACCGUCAUUUGGUAUCUCUUCUUGGGUAUUCGAUUGAAGGCAACGAGAGAAUUUUAGUUUACGAGUAUAUGCCUCAAGGAACUCUCAGCAAGCACCUUUUCCACUGGAAGAGCUUGAAUUUGGAACCUUUAUCAUGGAAGAGAAGGCUGAAUAUUGCCUUGGAUGUGGCUAGAGGGAUGGAGUAUCUUCAUAGUCUUGCUCAUCAGAGCUUUGUACAUCGAGAUCUUAAGUCUUCGAAUAUCUUACUCGGUGUUGAUUUUAGAGCAAAAGUUUCAGAUUUUGGAUUAGUGAAACUCGUUCCUGAUGGAGAGAAGUGUGUGGUAACCAAGCUUGCAGGGACUUUUGGAUACCUGGCACCAGAAUAUGCUGUUAUGGGUAAAAUUACGACCAAAGCCGAUGUCUUCAGUUUUGGUGUUGUUUUAAUGGAGCUAUUAACUGGAUUGACGGCACUUGACGAGGACAGACCUGAGGAAAACCAAUACUUAGCUUCAUGGUUCUUGAAAAUCAAAUCAACUAAAGGCAAGCUCAUGACCGCCAUUGACCCAUCCCUCGAUGUCAGACAAGAAACAUUCGAUACCAUCUCCAUCAUUGCAGAACUUGCUGGUCACUGCACUGCAAGAGAGCCAAACCAACAACCUGAUAUGGGCCACGCUGUGAAGGUCCUGAGCCCCCUUGUCGAGAAAUGGAAACCACUAGAUGAUGACACAGAGGAGUAUUGUGGUAUUGAUUACAGUCUCCCACUAAACCAAAAUGGUGAAGGGCUGGCAAGAAGCGAAGGAAAGGACAUUUCUUGUUUGGACCUAGAGGACACCAAGAGUAGUAUACCAUCAAAGCCUACUGGAUUCGCAGAGUCGUUUACUUCAAUUGAUGGUCGAUAGGAAAAGGUACUCUUCCUGCUUUCCGCGUGACACGUUUGUGUGGUAGAUGUAAAUAGCAUGUUGUUUUUUAUUUAUGUAUUUGAAAUAUGAUUUUGUUAGCAUAUCCUAGUGGUGUUGGCUUUGGUGGUUGAUGUUGGAGACUUGAAAAUGCUUGUUUGCUUUGAAGUUUCAGCUGUGAGAUGUAGAUAGAGAACAAUGAAUGACAGUUGUUGUGAGUUGUGUGGAUUUUUUUUCCCCCUUCCUGUAAAUUCUCUAUCUUUAAGUUUGGAUGAAUAUGCUGCUGUUGUUGUUUGUUUGCUCUUUUUUUAUUUUAUUUUUUUAUAAUAUACAUAUUUUGUCA